Messenger RNA from Ziziphus jujuba (common jujube), 1045 nucleotides. RefSeq lists its product as uncharacterized. The transcript is spliced from 4 exons. The record is from RefSeq and is a predicted model, not a curated record. Lineage: Eukaryota; Viridiplantae; Streptophyta; Magnoliopsida; Rosales; Rhamnaceae. Bases 252 to 692 code for a protein of 146 amino acids.
GAUUUAAAGAUAUCCAGUUUAAUCUGAUCCAAUUCUACAUUUCAAACUGGUCCUUAAUGCUCCAAAUUUUUUGGGCUGAUUCAUCUAGUAAUCGUGGUUUGAAGCUCUAGCCCCAUCAUCACUUUAAACCCAUAUUAGGAAGCGAAAAUACGAAGAACCCGCAAUAAACUCCGAGAAAGGCACCAAAAAAAAAAAAAAAAAAAAAGAAAGAAAUCGCAGAGGGGGCGAGGAAGAUCAGAGUGGGAGGAAGGAUGAGAGGAGUAGGAGGGCCGCUUCUAUCGAUAGGAGAUCUGCUAAACGACGUCGGUGAUUCGAAUUCAGAUGCUUCUCCGCGAAAACUUCAUCAUCACACUUCAUCGUCUCCUUCUUCUCCGAUCUCCACCCCCAUUCGCACUCCUCACAGCUUCGACCUCACCAAACUCUUCCAGGAAAAUUACAAGGAACUCAAUGAGGCACUCGCUGGCACUGACCAUUCUUGGACUGCUCAAACUUUAAAGUUAUGUACUGCUCUCGAGACUGCAAAUAAGUUGGUCCAGUCCACAAACUCAAAUGUCGGAGUACUAUCUGAGAAAGUUGAAGAGCUUGAGAAAGUUGUCAAGAGGGCAGAUUCUGCGAUCGCAUCAGCCAGGGCUGUUCAUGCCUCUCUAAGUGAAAAGGAAGAAAAACUAGCUGGCAAUCAUAAUGUCAAAUGAAUUUUCAAUUCUCAUGGGAAGUAUGAGGAUGCCAAAUAAGCUUAUUAUGGAGUUCCACACGUUGUCUUGCUUGGAGGAAAGAGAAAAAGCUAACUUAGCACAAUACAGUAAAGCUAGCACAGAAUACAGCGAAAACAAGCCAAAUUUACUAACUGUUCGUACAAUCCCUUUUUGGACGACUUUGAAGCUGCUUUGACUUGAGUCCAUGUCCUCUUAGACAUAUGUAUUGAAUCCAUGAAACAUUGGAACCAUUUCAUGCUUUCCGACCUCCAUAAUUGCAGAAAAAUCGCUACUUGGGUCUGUAUCGGUUUCCAUCACUUGUAUACUCAAGAUAGGUUUUAGAUCUUCGGGUA